AUGAAUGACCUGCCGCCGCUUCAGCCUCAAGAAGUGCCCUGGCCGUCCAUUGAGGACGUCGACCCUUCGGCGUUUGUCGUGCCCAGCUCGACGGUUCUCUUUGCCGCUCCCGGGGCUGUUCCCGCGGCGGCAAUCCAGCAGCCUGUCGCGGCGGCGGCAGCAACAGCAGCAGCAGUCCCAGCGACAGCCGGGCCGAGUGGCGGAGCACCGGCAACAGCAGCAGCAACAGCCAAAGCUAGCGGUGCUCCUCCGGCCGCGGCGACGAGGAAGUGGGCGUCCGCAGAGGACUGGGAAAGACACAGAGCCAUCAUCUCGGAGCUGUACCAGCACAGAAGACUGAAAGAUGUCGUCGACCACAUGGAGCGGGUGUACGACUUUUAUGCUACGGAGCGCAUGUACAAGUUCCGAAUCAAGACGUGGGGGCUGAAGAAGAACUAUCGCGCCGACGCGGUGCAAAAGGCCAUCCAGCGCCUAGAGCAGGGCCGCAUACAAGAGGCCGACGGCGACCUGGCCGCCGGGGCCGCCCAGGACCUGCCCAAGCUCGACCUCCCCCGCCUGCAGCGCUACCUCCGCCGCAACCCGGCCGCCCUGCAGAGGCUGCGCCAGUCCCAGGGCGCCGGCACGGCCGAGAUCACCAUCCCCGAGCUGCAGGCCCUGCUCGCCAGCGCGGCCGCCAGGUCCGCCUACGCCUACGCUGCCUCGUCCUACGGCGCCGGCGCCGGCGGCAACAACCGCAGCGGUAGCAGCGGCUCCUCCAAGUCGCCCUCGCCUCCCUUCCCGCCCGGCAUGGCACCGGCAGGGGCGGCGUCUGCGGCCUUCCACCGGCCCCUCCUGCCCAACAAGAUGCGCGCCUCGCCGCAGCUCGAGGCGCCCGACGAGAUCCUGCACCUGCUGCGCACCUACAUCAACGGGUCCUACCGCGACGGCCGCACGCCCGAGCAGCUGGCGGGCGAGCUGACGGCCGUCGGCGACCGCGACGAGGUCAUGCUCGACUUCGUGCUCAAGUUCCGCGCCGCGCAUGCCAUGAUCGCCGAGCAGCAGCUGCGCGUCGGCUUCUACUGCCUGCGCGUCUGCUUCGAGCGCAUCGAGAAGGUCCUGCGCGACGGCGAGGCCUGCGCCCGCCGCGUCCUGCUGCUCUACCUGCUCAACGCCGCGCUCGACGUCUCGGUCGACUUCGCCAUGCCCGAGGUCGUCCAGAUCCUCUUCCGCCACGUCCGCAGCCUGGCCGAGAGCCUGCUCGGGCCCAACCACCCGGCCGCCGCCAUCGCCCGCCGCUUCAGCCAGCUCGAUCCCUCCGAGCACGUCAGCGUCCUCAAGCUCACGCGCCGCCUCAUCCGCGAGGACCUCGAGGGUUUCGAGACCGAGACCGAGACCAGUGGCGGCGGCGGCGGCGGGGGCGGCGGCAACGGCAUUUCAGGCGCCACCGCCGGGAAGCAGCCCGGUGUCGCGGCGCCGGCCGACCUCGGCCGCAAGGCCAUCAGCGAGCCGGCCCUGACGCUCUACAACUCGACGCUAGAGCAGUCGCGCGGGUCCGUCGAGGACAUCGCCGAGGGGCUCGAGCGCAUGCGUCUCAAGACGCACGAGGUCGUGCGCGACAACUGGCUGAUCCGGCUGUGGAUCGCCAUGCGCGUCUCGGUCGCCAUGUACGAGCAAGGGCGCGGCGACGAGGUCGAGGACCUCAUGCUCGGCGGCUUCCCGACGUGCCCGCCGCGGCGGCAGCCCGACCGCGUCAACCUCAUGGCGCGCUGCUUCUGGCUGCGCGGCGAGAAGCGCACCGAGGAAGGCCGGCUCGUCGAGGGCGAGCAGCACUUCCGGCUGUACAUCGAGCUCGCCGAGACGACGUGGGGCCCCCUGGACGACACCGUCGUCACCACGAUGCCCCUUCUGCGGGACAACCUGCUGCUGCAGGGCAAGACGGACGAGGCCGAGAAGGUCCAGAAAGAGUGGCAUAGAAGGCUGAAUGAGCGCCAAAAGGAGAGGGAGAGGUCCAAGUAA
Messenger RNA from Thyridium curvatum, 1995 nucleotides. RefSeq lists its product as uncharacterized. The record is from RefSeq and is a predicted model, not a curated record. The coding region runs from base 1 to 1995 and encodes 664 amino acids. Lineage: Eukaryota; Fungi; Ascomycota; Sordariomycetes; Thyridiales; Thyridiaceae. The transcript is spliced from 2 exons.